GUCAUAAUAACCGUACGUAGCUAGCUGGCAAGGUAUUCAAGACCUCUUCCUACUGAUCCUUGAUGGUCCUUUGACUGCUCCGGGUUCGCCCUUGCUCGUAAACGACAAUCAUGUUCUCCAGUUUCUCAUCCUUCCUAAUAUCUGUUCAACAACCGGGCCACGAGCAACGCUCACACCAAUCACUUUCAACUCCAAACAAUGACGUUCCAGAGCCAGAUGCUAAUUCUCAGCCACUGGACUACACUGCCAGUGAUCCCAAGUCGAAGAAAAAAGACAAGAGGGAGAAACUUGUAAAUGAGACUUUCAUUGUUGUACGACCUCCACCGAGUAAAUCAAAUCACCCGCUCAAUCUCCAAGUUCAACUUGUACCCCCGCAAUCUCGUCAUGAUCGACCCCAUGCGACUGUCCAGGCCCUCGACCAUUCAACUCCAGAUACAGCUGACACCACUGAUUCCAUUGAUCUUCGAAGAACGCCUUCCGGCCAGUCAGAGUCGUCUGCGUUUUCAGCAUACACCUCCGCAAGCUCUAUAUCCUCAUUUGCUUCGUCGUCAACUACGAGUUCGGGGCGUCGCAUGAUUAUUCCACUUUACAAUCUUCAAGCUCACAAUGUCAUGACUAAUGUCAUAGUGGAUGCUGGCACUGAGGCGAAAGUGGCUAAAUUCGCCAAGAGAGGUUUGGAAAUUCUUGGUCUAGCCGUCCUCGAACCUAUCGAAGUCUGGGGCACUGUUCCGUUGCUAGGUGCCUUACCGCCAAGUAGCAGCGCGCGCACUAGCGUUGAUGAUUCCAAACGAGAACUAGGCUUGCUCCCUCGGGCACGCCCCCACUCUUCGAGCAGUAGGGCUGUUACACCCGAAGUUUUCGCAACUACCCUUUCGCCUUCUUCACACACCGAUCUCUCUCGUAAACCCAGUUUUACCCUUACCCCCGCUAUCCUGGAAGAUACUAUAAAUAGCAGCGCACCGCCCCAGCGCGGGGGCGCUAAAAAGCUGUUUACUAAGAUGUUCAAGAAAAAGGACACGUCUCCACGAACGCUUCCAUUAGUGGUGCCGAUAGCGGCUACCGAUUUGCAGGGUUUGCCAAGCAUAACUCGUCUCUCGUCUCGCGGAUCGCAUGACAUACCCUCGUCGAGUCCUCAAGGUGCGGAUAUACCUCGUUUUAAUGAUAACCUCCCACCCACCUCGUUGUCAGGAAUUUCAUCCACUGUCACACUCUGUCCUCCUGUCCUCGGUAUCCAAGCUUCCCUUUAUUCGUCGAUAUCUCCACUCAAGGGCCGACCCACCAAGUAUGUUUGGGUUGUCCGCAAAUGGCUGAAGGGCACAGACACGGGCCUCUUGAACGGGAUGAUGGGUAAAUUGAGCGCAAAUGGGCGCGGGGAUCUUGCUGGAGCCAGUGCUCCGCAGGUGGAGGUGCGUUUUGAGUGGUCACGAGGACUGAAAAAGAAGAAGGUGCGGGGUAGGAAAUCCCGUACUGAUAGGAGAUCGCCGGCGCAAGGCCCCGAGAGUGGGAGCGUCAGCCGCCGCGGCAGCGCGGUUGUGACAUCAGAACUGCCAUUGAUGAAGUCGGUUCACAAAUCGCCGUCUCGUGUGCUUGACCCACCAUCGGGUAUCCAUGCUCCGUCAAUAAGCCAUAGUCGGUCAAGGUCCUCGCACCACAGUCACAGUACCAGCUCGGAUGGUAGUACUUGCACUGGAAGUAGCGUUUGCAGCGUGGAGAAUUCUGGUGACGACAGUGAAGCCGAGGAUUCAGAGACGCCUUGGACGUGUACUCUCAUGGUACAACGCACAGGUCAUUCGCCACCGAUGCACAGUUCCGCAGAGCAGCAAGACCAUACCAUUCGACUGAAAGUUGCCACACUUGCGCCGACCCCACACCAUCCCAAAGUCGUCGGACUCCUGAAAGUCCCCUUUCCGUUGCCAGACAUAGAAGUUGAGCGCCUUGCGGUACACCGUCGUGUAGUUACUGCGCAGGGUGUUAUCCGAACUACCUCUAAUUCGGGCGAGUUGACGCUUUCCGCUGAGGAGAUCAAGGAUGCAAUUUCAUCCACCGCUUUAUGGCUCGUCGUACGAGAGUCAUUCGGGGGCGUUGGCCGAGAGCGCAGAAAGGGUGAUGGGUGGCGAAUCAGAGCCUGAUCGCUCCCUGUGCAGAAUAAUGUCCGCGUCAUUUCUGCUCCGACACCGAGCCAUUCCUACCUUAUCUAUCUCGCAAUAUAUCCGCCCCCUCGCAAGGCAUGAAUGUAUCUUCCUGGUUUUUUUUCGUUUCGCAAGUGGUUAGUGGGUACAUUGCGCUAACGUAUUUAUCAAACGCCCCUUUGCUCCUUGGUCGCGUUUAGCUCAUCCUCAUCUUUACCUGACAUAUUUUCAUCACUAAUAUGAUACACUGAAGUCAUUGCAACUUUGUACAUACUAACGAUCUGACUAUAUUAUCUGAUAUGUACUUCGCACUGUACCUGAUCACAAUUACACAUUUCGUUACUACUUCA
Suillus subalutaceus is the source of this 2479-nucleotide messenger RNA. RefSeq lists its product as uncharacterized. NCBI's taxonomy places the organism in Eukaryota, Fungi, Basidiomycota, Agaricomycetes, Boletales, Suillaceae. Bases 111 to 2129 code for a protein of 672 amino acids. The transcript is spliced from 2 exons. The record is from RefSeq and is a predicted model, not a curated record.